CCACCGCUCCUUUCCCCGUUCUAUUCAGGUCUCACGUGGGAGGUGAUUCCUGCGCCGCUGAACAUCCGCGCUUUUCCGGGGCCAGUCCCUCCCAACGAGGAAGCGACAGAGUUGUCUGCAUUUAUCCAAGACAGCGGAAAAUGAACAAGUCCCAGAUUGAACAGAAAUUCCAGGGGUCAGUGUCAUUUAAGGAUGUGACUGUGGGCUUCACCCAGGAAGAGUGGUAGCACCUGGAUUCAGCUCAGAGGUCCCUGUCUAGAGACAUGAUGCUGGAGAACUACAGUAACCUUGUCUCAGUGGGUAAGUAUUGUGUUACCAAACCAGAAGUGGUCUUCAGGCUAGAGCGAGGAGAGGAGCCAUGGAUACUGGAGGAAGAAUUCCCAAGCCAGAGCUUCCCAGAAAUCUGGAAAACUGAUCACAAGAAAGAAAGAAGCCACCAAAACCAGCCUAAACAUGUGUGGGAAGUUGCAUUCAUCAAUAAUAAAACACUAACUAAAGAACAAGGUAAUGUAGUAGAAAAACCACUUAACUUGGAACAAAGUCUUCCUUCCAGAAGAACCCUCUGUCAGUGGGACUCACAUGGAGUGAAUUUCAGCUGUAUUUCAGAAUUGUUUAUCAAUAAGAAAAACUGUUUAGGAAAAAAGACUGAUGAAUUUAAUGCCUGUGGAAAAUUGCUACUCUGUAUUAAACGUGAGAAAACUCAUACUAGAGAGAAGAGUGAAUUUUUUAAAAAUGGGAAAAUGUUGAGUCAUGAUGAGGACCCUAUUCAUCCUGAGAAGAUUCAAAUGUUAGAGCAAAAUUUUGAUUACAAUAUUUAUCAAGAAACCUUCCUUGAAAAGGCAAUAUUUAGUACGUACAAGAGAGAGAUUGCAGAAGGUAAUGAUUGUGAGUGUAAUGAAUAUGGGAGAACCUUCUUUGAUAACUCCUUCUUAGUCCAUCGGAUAAAUUCCUCAGAGGAAAAUCACUGUGGAUUUAGUGAUUGUGGAAAAUCCUUAUGUAUAAAGUCUACCCUUUUGAAACAUCAUGGGGCACAUAUGAAAUACUAUGAAUGUAAUCAAAGUGGGAAUGAUUUCGGGAGGAAUUUAUGCCUUUCACAACUUCAGAAACCUCAUAAAGGAGAAAAACUUUGUAAUGAAUGUGGGAAAGCGUUUUGGGAGAAAUCCCACCUCAUUUGACAUCAGAGGAUACACACAGGAAAGAAACGCUUUCAGUGUAAUGAAUGUGGAAAAACUUUUUGGGAGAAGUCAAACCUCACUAAACAUCAGAGCUCACACACAGGAGAGAAGCCUUAUGUGUGCAGUGAAUGUGGGAAAGCCUUCAGCCACAAGUCAUCCCUCACAUUACACCAGAGAACACAUCCAGGUGAGAAACCCUAUCAGUGUAAUGCAUGUGGGAAAACUUUUUAUCAGAAGUCAGACCUCACUAAACACCAGAGAACACACACAGGACUGAAAGCCUAUGAAUGCUAUGAAUGCGGGAAUUCCUUCUGUAUGGAUUCACACCUUACAAUACAUCAGAGAACUCAUACAGGUGAAAAACCCUUCAAAUGUCCUGACUGUGGGAAAUCUUUCUGUCAGAAGUCACACCUUAGACAACAUCCAAGAACUCACAUAGGGGAUAAACCCUAUGAAUGUAAUGCAUGUGGGAAAACAUUCUACUACAAGUCAGUUCACCGGCAUCAGAUAAUUCAUACAGGGUUGAAACCUUAUGAAUGAUUUGAAUGUGGGAAAACCUGCUUGAAGUCUGACCUCACAGUACAUCAGAGAACUCACACAGGGGAGAAGCCUUUUGCAUGUCCUGAAUGUGGGAAAUUCUUCAGCCAUAAGUCUACCCUCUCUCAACAUUAUAGGACACAUACAGGGGAGAAACACUUUGAAUGUCAUGAAUGUGGGAAAAUCUUCUAUAGUAAAUCAUACCUAACUAAACAUAAUAGAACACACACAGGGGAGAAGCCCUACGAAUGUAACAAAUGUGCGAAAACCUUCUGUCAGAAGUCUCAGCUCACACAGCACCAGAGAAUUCAGAUAGGUGAGAAACCUGAGUUUAAUGAAUAUGGAAAGGCUUUCUAUCAUAAGUCCACCUUAAUUGUCCACCAGAGAACUCAUACAGAAGAAAAGCCCUAUAAAUGUAAUGAAUGUGGGGAAUCGUUCUGUGUGAAGUCAGGACUUAUUUUACAUCACAGAAAACACACAGGGGAGAAACCCUAUGAAUGUAAUGAAUGUGGGAAAUCCUUCAGUCACAAAUCAUCCCUCACAGUACCUCACAGAGCUCACCCAGGAGAGAGAUCUUGUCAGUGUAAUGAAUGUGGGAAAAUUUUUUACCGUAAGUCAGACCUUGCUAAACAUCAGAGAUCACACACAGUGGAGAAGCCUUAUGAAUGUAACACAUGUGAAAAAACCUUCUCUCAGAAGUCAAACCUCAUUGUACAUCAGAGAACACACACAGGAGAAAAUCUUACAAUUGAAGUGGAUGUUAGGAGUGUCGAGCUGCACUUCAGCAGCCAUUACACAAGAAUUCACACCGGCAGAAGCUCUGUUGACAUCCUGAAUGUUCGGGAACCUUCUUCCACACAAACUGGCCUUAUUUUACUCCAAAGUAGACUGCGACAAAUGCAGGACAGUCUUGUUAAGUAACAUUCCAUUGAAUGUUACCAAGAAAAUACUGGUAUAAAGUGUGACAGAUUUUUUUAUUUUGUAAAAGUAUCUUUGUUUGCUUUUUUAGCAAAAAUACAAACUAGGUUAUGUCAGAAUUUAUAUUAAAGAGAAACCUUUCAAUUUGGGGGUAUAUAGCUUGAAGAUUAUUUUUAGAAGUAACACAACAUUAGAAGUUGAGUUUUGGGUUUUGAUGCCAUAUUUAUCUUUGGGAAACAUAAGAAAUUGUAAUUUAUAGAAGUAUAUUGUGCCAUGUAAAGCUUUAAAAACUAACUAACUAACUAAUAAAUAAAAUGAAAAAAUAGAAUCACAAGAAGUUGCAGUCGUACAUAGAAUUCUCACGUGCCCUCCAGCAGGCUUCCUCUGUGGCUGAUUUCCACAACCAUUGUAUAUUGUCAAGCAGAGGGAGUUGAUGGUACCACAGUACUAAGUCACAUACAGUCCUUAUUCUCACUUCAGUUUUUACAUGCAGUUUGCGUGUACGUGUAGUUCUGUGAAAUUUUAUCACUUAAUAGUUUGAGUAACCAUCAACACAGCUUACAAAAUCGAAAAGGAAUCUGGAGUUUCUGUUGCAUUAGAAUUACAAGGGAAUCAUGAUUUCAUCACGAGAAGUUCCCUCGUGUUAAUCGUACUGCAGCCCUCAUUCUGGCAAUCAUGUGACUAUGAAGCUUUUUAAAAGCAGAAAUAAACUGAGUAAUUAGGGCCACAGCCUUAAAUCCUUAUGUGAAGCAUCCCUCAAGUGUGCAGGAUUUGCAUUUCCACAUACGGUACCUUAUAUAAACUAUAUGUGCUUCAUAUGCAUCAUGAAACUUAAUCUAGUUGUGAACACAGAACAGCCACUCCUAAUUUGGCAGUUGUUACCAUAUCAGGCACAUCGCUCAUGUGUGUAAGGGCUGAGCAGUUUGUAAAAGGAGGCCCACAGAGCUCAUUUGUAACACUUUAGAAUGUAUAAAUCAAAAUAGCGAAGUGGCAAGUAGAAUGUAUUUAGUGUAGAGGGAUAUCUAGUUCCUAGUCUCAUUUUCCCCAUUCACUCAUGGUUCAUGCCAAACCAGGAGUACCUUGAGUAUACAUAUGUGAGUCCUCUAGUCCUCAGCCCAAAUUUUAUACAAACCCUCUGCAAGUAGCUGCCCUCUAAGGCAGAGGCCAGUGUAGCCAGAGACAGAUCUGAGCCGUUGGAGAUUUUUGGCUCUGUGAGAAGGUGGGUUGAGACUGGAGCGGGUGGGGCUGGAGUGAGGCAUUUAUUGACUGACAGGGUAUAAAGGUGGUAUAAUAAAUUACACCAUCAGUGAGAUUACACAAACCAGGUUACAGAAACAAAUGGUCUUAACUUGCACAAAGAGUCUAAGCUUACAUCUUAGGAAACUAGGAAAAGGAGCUGAUUAAAUCCAGCAUAAACUUUCUUCGAGCAGAAAUCAGUAGAACCAAAAGUUAGUUAUUUGAAAAGGUUAAUGAAACUGAUAAACAUCUUUGCUAAAUUAAAUAAGAAAAAGAGAAGAUACAAGGUGCUGAGAAGAGAAUGAGGGAAAGCCGUAACAACUGAUUCCAUGGACAUUAAAAGGAUAAUAAUACUAUGGACUGCUCUCUGUCCACAAAUUUCAUAACCUAGAUAAAAUUAAAUAGACCAGUUCCUUGAAGGACACAAUCUGCCAAAACUCACCAAAAGAUCUAACUAGGCAUAUAGCUGUUAAAGAAAUUGAGUUAAUACUUGAUCUUCCAAAUCAGUGUCAGGCCCAAAUGUGUUCAUUAGUGAAUUCUACCAAACACUUCAGGAAGAAGUGAUACCAUUUCUCUACAAUCUCUUACAAAAAGUAAAAGCAGAACUACUUUUUAACUCAUUCUUUGAAGCCAGCAUUGCUGUAGUAGCAAAACGAGGUAGACAUUACAAGAAAAGGAAACUGCAGAUAGAAGUCUAUGUCUUGGAACAUAGAUGCAGAAAUCCUCAACAAGUCAUUAGCAAAUUGAAUCCAACAGUAUACAUUUUCACACCAUGACCGAGUGGGGUUUAUUUCAGGUAUGCAGUCCUGGUUCAACAUUUGAUAAUCAGUUCAGGUAACCCAUCACAUCAACAGGCAAAAGAAGAAAUUACCAUAUGAUCAUACCAAUAGGUUCAGAAAAGCAUUUCACAAAAUCUUAACCCACAUUCACAAUAAGAAAUCUCAGCAUACUAGGAAUACAGGGAAUUUCUUUAACUCAGUAAAACAUGUCUUCAACAGCCCUAUAGCUAACAUUGUACUUAAUGGUGAGAAUAGAUGCUUUUCCGGUAAUGUAAGGAGGAAGGGGGCCCCUUUGACCACUCUUUUUCAGCCUCCUUCUGGAAGUCUUUGCUAACAUAGUAUUAUAAAGAAAAUAAACUUGGAUUUGGAAGGAAGAGAUAAUAAAACUGUCUAUAUUCACACAUGACAUGAUUCUGUAGGUAGAAAAUUCCAAGGAGUCAACAAUAGAAUACCUUGACACUGGUAAGCAAUUAUAACAAGGUUAUAAGGUACAGUGAUUGAGUGAGUGGUAAAAAGAAAUGAACUCUCAGGAAUAGAAGACAUGGAGGAAACUCACUUACAUGUUGCUAAAUGAAAGCCAAUCUGAAAAGACUUUACACUUUGGUUUCCAUCUAUAGUGCAUUCUGAUAACAGCAGAAGCUUAUGGAGACAAUAAAAAGAUGAGUGAUAGCCAGGGUUUCGCGGCAAGGCAGGGAAGUUUGAAUAGGUGGAUUUUAGAGGAUUUUUAAGACAGUGAAACAAUGCUGUAGGAUAUUAUAAUAGUAGACACAUGUCAUUUACUUGUCAAUGCCCAUAAAGUAUAAAACACAAAGGGUAAACCGUGAGGUAAACUGUGGACUUUAGUUAGUAAUAAUGUAUCAAUAUUGGCUCACCAGUUGUAACAAAUGUACCACACUAAUACAAAAUUCAAAUACGGGACUGUAGCAGUGGGUAGAAGUGAAGGGUGUACAUAGGAACUCUGUACUUUCUGCUCAAUUUUUUGUAACUCUAAAACUACUCUAAAAAAUAAAGUGUAUUAAACAA
Molecule: messenger RNA, 5668 nt
Organism: Mustela lutreola (European mink)
Lineage: Eukaryota; Metazoa; Chordata; Mammalia; Carnivora; Mustelidae
Product: zinc finger protein 33B-like
Biological process (GO): regulation of transcription by RNA polymerase II
Molecular function (GO): DNA-binding transcription factor activity, RNA polymerase II-specific; RNA polymerase II cis-regulatory region sequence-specific DNA binding
Source: RefSeq, a predicted model, not a curated record